Messenger RNA from Durusdinium trenchii, 981 nucleotides. The record is from the annotation of a GenBank genome assembly. Lineage: Eukaryota; Dinophyceae; Suessiales; Symbiodiniaceae.
AUGAUGAUCCGCCAGUUCUACCUGCGACUCACGUUCUUCAAGUACUUCUUGAACUGGCUGGAUUUUCUGGUGGUUUGCAGCUCAUGGAUUGAGUUGUUUGCUGCCGGCCUGCCCAUCAACCCCACUUUCCUGCGCAUGCUCCGCUUGGGGAAGCUUCUACGAGCGAUUCGUGUUGUCCGCAUGUCGCAAGUCCUGGAAUCCUUGCAGUUGCUUUUGAAGUGCAUUGCAGCCAGUGUGAAAAUACUCUUUUGGUCUUUGUUUCUUUUAAUGAUCAUUCAGAUCAGCGCUGGUAUGAGCAUUAGCUAUUUGGUCAGUGAAUAUUUGGUGGAUCCAACCGUGGAUAUCAAGAAUCGGGAAGCCGUUUUUAGAUACUAUGGAUCCUUUACGAAGACCUUACUGACAAUGUUUGAGGUCCUUUUUGCAAAUUGGGCUCCGCCCUGCCGGGUGCUGAUCGACAAUGUGAGCGAGUGGUACGCUUUAGUCUUCGUCAUCUACAGGUGUGUUGGAGGCCAUCGCAUCUGCUCUGAGGUUAACGCCGUCUUCGUCCAAUCCACCAUGAAGGUGGCCCAGGCAGACGAGGAAUUCAUUUUGUUGGAGAAGAAGAAGGCUGAGCAAGCCUAUCGACGAAAGGUCAACUCUCUCUUCAGACAGGUGGAUACGUCAGGCGAUGGCAAGAUCGACGCACAUGAGUUCAAGCGACUGCUGAAGGCGCCGAAGUUGCAAGCUUGGCUGACGCAGCUGGAGAUCGAGACCAAUGAUCUUUGGGGCCUCUUCAAGAUGUUGGAUCAAGGCGAGGGUGAGAUCUCUUUGAAAGACUUCGAGGAUGGGACCAUGCGAAUCAAAGGCCUGUCGCAAUGUCAGCUGACCGCUUUAGGCUUACUUAAGGCUUAUUAUAUAUUAAUAAAUAUAUAUAUAUGUUUAUUCUCCAUGUGUUUAUUCUCCACAACUCAGCCACCCAAGAUGCGAACAAACUCCGAUUGA